GCCCGCCCUCGGUCGUUCGUCGUCGUCGUCGUCGUCGCCGUCGUCGACGUCGUCGUCGCGGUGCGCGCAGUGAGUGCGAUACAACAGUGUGUUCGCCGCGAGGUGUGCGCGAAGUGAGGCGAGGAGGAGGAGAAGCGCGCGCGCGCGCGCACGAGACACGCACGUCGCCGCUACAUGUGAAGUGUCGCGAGGAUAAUUAUUCGCCGUCGCGCCCGCUGGUUUACCCGGCCCAGCAAACAUGAGCUGGGGCACGGAGCUCUGGGACCAGUUCGAGAAUCUGUCCCUGCACACGCAGAAAGGGAUAGAGUUUCUCGAGAGGUAUGGCCACUUCAUACGCGAUCGUUGCGCGAUCGAAUUCGAAUACGCAGCGAAGCUCAGGCGUCUCGUGAAGAGUUAUCAACCGAAGAAGAAGGAGGAGGAGGAUUAUCAAUAUAGUCCCUGUCGGGCGUUUAAAAUGGAGUUGAACGAAGUGAACGACCAGGCCGGUCAGCGGGAGGUGAUCGCGGAGAACCUUCAGGCCAACGUUCUGCGGGAGCUCAACAUCCUGGUUAAGGACUUCAAGGAGGAUCGCAAGAAGCAUCUGCAGGAGGGUGCGCGGCUGAUGGCCACCCUAGCCGGCCAGAUCGGCAAUCUGGAGCGCGCCAGGAAGGCCUACGAGAAGGCCUUCCGCGAGGCGGAGCGCGCCGUGGAGAACUAUCAGCGGGCGGACGCGGAUCUCAAUCUCUCGAGAGCAGAGGUCGAGAAGCAGAGGAUGAAUAUGACCAUGAAGACCCAGCAGAGCGAGGAAGCCAAAACGGAGUACGCGAAUCAGCUGCAAAAAACGAAUGACAUGCAGACGUUACACUACCACACAGCGAUGCCGGAAGUGUUUCAACAUCUUCAGGAACUGGACGAGAAAAGGAUAAAGAACAUGCGAAACUACAUGAUGAAAUCGGUAGAGAUCGAGCGGGCGGUGGCGCCGAUAAUUGCCCAGUGUCUAGAUGGCAUUGAGAAGGCGGCGAACGAGAUCAACGAGAAGGAGGACACGAUGUUGGUAAUAGAACGCUACAAGAGUGGUUUCCAGCCACCCGGAGACUUUCCCUUUGAAGACCUAUCGGUCGCAAAGAACUACGACAGCAACAGUCAACUGGCCCAGCCGGUCAUGCAGCCGAUCCACAAUCAUCUCACGGUCAAGGGCACCGUAUCCGGUGGCAAGAUCAAAAAGAGGGUCGGCCUCUUCGGGAUCUUCGGCAGUAAUAAGAAGUUGAUCGAGGUGUGCAUAGCUUUAAAGAAUAAUGUGCCUGGCUACGGUGAUGGUGCCAAGGAGGACUGCAGCGAUCUGCCACCGAAUCAACGGAAGAAGCGAUUGCAGCAGCGACUGGACGAGAUCCAGGCGAAGAUUCAGCAGGAGACCGCGGCGAGGGACGGUCUGAUGAAGAUGAAAGGCGUGUACGAGCAGAAUCCAGCCCUUGGAGAUCCGAUGAGUAUAGAGGGGCAAUUAAACCAGUCCAGCAACAAACUGGACAAGCUCGGAGUUGAAUUGGCAAAGUUUCAAGGCUACCUCGAAGAAGCGAUGCGCGCUGGUGCCAGUUUAUCUAGCCCAAGUCAAGCACAGCGAAAACCUACUACUAACGGCUCGGCGACGAGGCCGUUGAGUUCACGAAGAGGUAGUCAUUCAGGCGGCGAGGAGAGCCUUUCGAGAUCCGCUUCGGACUCGAGCGUCAGUAACGCGAACGCAAAUCAACCGGUUCACAAGAAGAGCGCGCCGGGCACACCGCAGCCGACUCAUGGUUCCACGAACAGCCCGGAAUCUGGCCUCGGCGAGUCGAGAACGUCGCUACCCGGCAGCGGCUGCGAGGAGUAUUAUCAUGAUGAAGUGGAUGCCCAGCCGCCGCUGGGGACAUGUCGGGCGCUUUAUCCUUUCGAUGCGACUAGCGAAGGUUCCAUACCGAUGUACGACGGCGAAGAGCUGUAUAUGAUCGAGCUGGAUCAGGGGGAUGGUUGGACUAGAGUGCGACGCAUCUCGCAGCCGAUCGAGGGCUUCGUGCCGACCUCAUACAUAGAGUGUCACCUGUACAACACUUAGCCGCUUCUCGUAGGUUGUUAAAGGGAAACUGCGCGACGCGGAGAACCGCUAGAAGGAGAUUAUUAACGAAGACACGUAACACAUUUAGCGCCAUCGAAGACUCCGAGGGUUAUGUGUUGGACGAAUUGGCACGGGAUACCGGGACAUCAAUAGCGGAUUACAGGCCUAAUCAAUACUCGAACGACGGAAGAUCAAAGAACUUUUAAUUCUGAAGAUUAAGAACUUGAAUAGCUAAGGAUUGUGAAUAUUUACAAGCAAUAUAUAUUAUGAGAUUUCUGUUAAGAUUCACAAGAUUGAUGAAAACAGAAUUUCUCAUUCGCAGAUUAAGAAAUUGUUUGUCAAUUUAAAGAUACGCGAUUUCGAUCUAUAGAAGUCGAAGUAUCCGCGAGACCAGAUUAUUACGUGCUGAUAUCCUCGACGAAAUCGUGACCAUUGUCAAUUGUUGCGUACGCGUCUCCAACACAUCUCUCUCUCCCAAGGAUUCCUGUUCGAUCGAUCGGCCGAUCGAUCAGGAAGGAACAAAGAAACGAUACGAUACGAACAAAAUAGCCCCGGCUUUGUGAUCAAUCAAUCUAAGCGUAAUAGGGAUAGAAUCGAGCUCAUUUUUGGGCUUAUUAGACCCUUACGAGACAUAUUUCGCCCUUAUCCGGAUUUGUUUAAAAUAACACUUCGUUACAUAAUAAUUACCCUAGCGAUUAUCUGUUAAAUAGGUAUUCGACAGAUUUUUAACAGCAUAUUAUUAAUAGCGAAUGUAUUUAAAAUUACAUGUAAAUCAUUAUUUUGCGUCCUAACAGUGCGAUUUUUUUUAAUGAAGGCUCGCGGCGGCCCUACAGCCUUACCUGCAUUAUUUUGAAAUGAAUAAGUUGAUAUUAAUGGCUGUUAAUUAUUAAUUAUGAAAUUUUUUUUACCGCGGGAGUACGACUGUAUUAUUAUUUUAACGUUCUACGUUCUACGCGCGGAGGAUCACAUCGAGACCUGCAUUUCUUGACGUUCGAUUCUCGUCGAAAUUGAUUACUAAUAAUAACAAUAGUCAUACUACUUUAUUAAUGUCGGAAAUUUUUACUUAGAAACACUUGUAUUAUUUUGCAGACUGUGUACUACGUUUCCCUGUGUAAAUAAAUAAGUCUUUUUUUUUAUUGUACUAACGUAAUCUUGUACACGAAGGGCCACGGUGGCCCCAAAGUCUAUCUACGGCAGGAAACUCACGAAUCCCGAGGUAAGGGUUGAAUUUAGGCGUCUAUAUGAUAGCGUUAUGUCCGAUAAUAUACAUAUUCAAAUGUAUGCAUUUGUCACUUUUAAUCCUUGAGCAGGAGCAAGAAACUGGAGAAUUGCGUUAUUGGAUAAUUAUUUUUAAAAAAUAGUUGUUUAACUUCGCAAUUGCGAAUAGAAAUGCCAGAGUUUACUCGUUCAAUGGUUGACGAAAAUAGUGCAAUAUUCCGAUUAAAGAUCUUACAAAGAUGAGUCUUCCGUCUUUGUGUAAGAACUUGUGAGUUAUCAGAACGACAUCAACGCGGCUGCUUAAGGAUUAAAGCGCGAUUGUCUUUUCGUGAAGAGUCGAUGGUGAUACGAUCCUUAAUACACUCACGACUUCUCGAGGCGUAUCCCUUUUUCUGUGUAGCUGUGCACGAGCGAGACGUUUAACGACCCCUUUAAGAAAAAGGAAAGAAAUAACUAUCUUAGUAAUAACAAUCGCGCUCCGCCUACUCGUCACUAGCAAAUUAAUCACGACUGUUGUAACCGUCGCCGCACCGAAGUUUUAUCUUUUAUAACUCGACUCGACGUCGUAAGAGGCGGCCGGCUGUUUCACGGACACGGCUCACUAUCACGCUGAGAGAGCACGAGACUGAUCGCUGCUGGUGUUUCGUCGUACUCGCGCGAGUCGAGCAAAAUCUUGACGUUUACUCGUAAUCGAGAUUACAAGGAUCGACGAGAUUUUGAAGUGUAGCGGCAUCGAGAGGAGAAUUACAGAAAUGGCUAGGAUGCGCACAGUACAGGAUUACAAAAUUUGGCACAAAUUUAUAUAGUUGAAUGCCCACACGUAUCCGAUUUUAUAAAAUCGAGAAUUUCUAAUUGGAGAACUCUUGCUUAAGAAAUGCCGAAUUUGUAGCACCUGGAAUUUCUGCGAAACUUAGCUUCUAGAACAAAGAUUUUAUAAAAUCGAAUAAAUAAAUGUGCCAAAAUAUACGAAAUUGGAAUUUUUCGCAAUACGGGAUAUUUUUGAAUAUCCUGAUGGAACUCUUGACUCCUCGACGAUCCACAGACCUGAGAUCGGCUUAUUUGAAAGCGCGUGUAAUCAGGGAUCGGCAAAAGGGCGUCUGUGGAGACCGAAGGGUCUUGAGAUCCAGGACUCGAUUACGCGUAGCAUCAAUUUGCGACGAGAGAAAUGAGUCGUUCCGGUGGAAACUGGUCGGCGUACCGCGUUUAAGGAGUUGCCUGAAUGUGACUAGUUAGUGAUAGAUUUAAAUGUAAAUAUUGCCAAGGGAUGUGGAAGCGAGAGCGAGAGGCUGCCCAGUGCAUGCGAGUGCCAGAAUCAAUAUUAAGCCGGGAGGGACUCGCUCCUGUCGCGGACAGGAGCUUGUGUGUCCUUGAGAUAUUCGAGUGUCCUGCGGCAAUACUCUGUGCUGCGUUGGUGCUACACAUCGGUAUAUUAAAUGGUAAAGGAACAAAAGAGUAGCGUUCGCGAUAAUCGUAGCGGCAAGCUGUAAUCGUAGAGGAUUGUAGCGCCGGCCUGUCACUAUUGUUACUACGGGCGAUAUUUUGCGAUAGAGCGAGAAUCUCGAUGAAUGUCGCUAAGGCAGCAUGGAGAAGCGGCAUAUCCGAGGGGACCGGAUCCUCGUUCCCCCACGUGUCCCAGAGGGAAGUCCGCGCGACCGCGAGAACCUGCUGACGUUCGUCGUAAUUUUUUUUGCCGCGUCCGGGAAUCGUGUGACUUUCUCGCGCAUUGAAUGUAUAUGUAUAUAUUAUAUAUAGAUAUUAUAUAUUCGAUCGUCAGGAAGAAAAGGCGUAGCUUCACUAUAGUCGUACGCAAGUACACGAAUAAAUAUGAUCAAUAGUUCACUCAGAGACACACACACACACACACACACACACAUACACACACACACACAGGCACACGCGCAUCCUGCCCCCGCUCUUGAUCGCUUCCGGUUCGUUAACGGCGAAAACAAGGGAACUGCUCGGCGAUUAUGUCAAGACGAAGUAACGGGGCCGCCUGUGCGCCCCGACAUUUCAUUGUGUCUGUUCUAUGUAUAUUUUGUGAUUCUUUGUACGUGCGAAUAUGCAUUGUAGAUAAUUAAUUCUGCGUUUUAUUAUACUUGAUUAUUAUUAUUUUUAUUAUUAUUAUUAUUAAUAUUGAGAAAAUACAGGUACUAAAACCAAUAUAACUGUUUCGGAUACGUUAACGUGGCUAAUAUUUGCGCCUUUAUAUCCAGAGUUCUUCCUCACGCGUUUAAUACUUGAUUUUAUCUCUUUUUAGAAAAUAUACGUUUGGAAGGAUACGUUUUACCAGCUUCGAGGCAGAAAGUUACAUUUUAGAUUUCUUGUAUAACAAUUUUUUUACAUAUAAUUUUUACGUGUUUAUCGCUGUACAAAAAUCAAAAGUAUGUAAAUGUGAUAGCUAUUACAUCGCGACUAUAAUAUUCCUCUUUGCGAACGCUCGUUGAAAAUUAUUUUUCACAAUAAUCGUAGCGAUGUAAUUAUCAAAACGUGAACGUGAUAUUUUUGUACGGUGAAUAUAUAAUUUAUUUGAUUUAAUGCGUUCAACGUUCUUGUAACUUUAUUGUACGAAGUAAGAAAUAUUUUAAUCAUUUUGGGAUUGAUUGUAAGUUUAUGUCGUUUCAAAAUAUAAUUUAUCUAAAGACGCUGCGGAAAUAUAAAAAGUGCAAUUAAAACUGAUGCGUGCGCCGUCAUUUUUAUUUUGCGUCGCGUUGCGUCUGUUUCCAAGAAAUUUAUGCUAUUCUGUGUUUUUUAAUCACCGAAGCGAAGUUGCGAAUAAAUGUCGCGAGUACUGACCAAAGCGUUCAACAAUUAUUGUACCACGCAGUACUUCUCACUGUAUUGAUGCUACGAUAAUUAGCUCUGUCUUUUUAAUCAGGCGAGUGAAUAUUCGCGUUGAAGUCGAGAUCGCGUGCUGCUUCAACAUGAAGCCGAUAAGGCAGCAAUUUGGUGAGUAAUUUCAUUUCCACUGCACAUUAUACAAAGCUAAUUUAAUCUCAAAUUAAAAGAAAGUAAUCAGUUGAGUAUUAGAGAGUUGCGCUAAUAUCAAUUAAAGCUGUGGAAGGUGUUUUAUUGAGAAUAUAAAAUCAGGGUAGAUAAAAACGCAGCAGAGCUACGGGAUUUCUUUUUCUCCUGGAUACUAUUUUAUUUUUUAACUAGCGAGUUUCUUGUUUUAAACGUUUUUCAGCACACCCUGUACAUACGUAUUCGUACACAAUACAUAUUUGCGGCUCAAGGUAGAACGUCGACCUUCCAUCCGUCGAAGUUAAUACGCAAGUGCACUAUUUACUAUUAAUAAAUAGCCGCGACACACGCAUGCAUCGUAUCAAAAUUGGCCCGACAACUGUUGAAUAGUUUAUUUUACGUAAUACAGAAUGUGUAUAAAUUUAUAAGCGAGUAAAAGUGCCCAUCUGUCUCGAAAGCAUUGCGCAGUUUCUAUUCUCCUGUCAAAAGUCGUGUGUACAAUUGCGACACGUAACUCGCAAAAUUUCAACAACUGGCGCGUCGAACACUCGGCGAAUAAAUAUAAAAAUACGAA
Molecule: messenger RNA, 6818 nt
Organism: Vollenhovia emeryi
Lineage: Eukaryota; Metazoa; Arthropoda; Insecta; Hymenoptera; Formicidae
Gene: Cip4
Product: formin-binding protein 1-like
Exons: 11
Coding region: 239-2065 (608 amino acids)
Biological process (GO): signal transduction
Molecular function (GO): protein binding
Source: RefSeq, a predicted model, not a curated record